This is a messenger RNA of Panthera uncia (snow leopard), 1530 nucleotides long. It is a transcript of the gene FGF5, whose product is annotated as fibroblast growth factor 5. Gene Ontology annotation, biological process: positive regulation of cell population proliferation; positive regulation of protein phosphorylation; regulation of cell migration. The record is from RefSeq and is a predicted model, not a curated record. The transcript has 3 exons. The coding region runs from base 237 to 1049 and encodes 270 amino acids. Gene Ontology annotation, cellular component: cytoplasm. NCBI's taxonomy places the organism in Eukaryota, Metazoa, Chordata, Mammalia, Carnivora, Felidae. Gene Ontology annotation, molecular function: fibroblast growth factor receptor binding; growth factor activity.
AGGGGAAGCUUCGCAGGCGUGCACCAAGCAGUGAGAUCACUGGCGUUAUAAAUAUCCCAGUUCCUGCGCCGAGAUCCAUUCGAGUGGCCUCUCUCUCUCUCCCUCCCUCUCUUCCCCGAGGCUAUGUCCACCCGGUGCGGCGAGGGGGGCAGCGCCAGAGGCACGCAGCCGCGCGGGGGCUACGGAGCCCAGAACCAACCCUACAAGAUGCACUUAGAACCCCCGCGGCUGGAAGAAUGAGCUUGUCCUUCCUCCUCCUCCUCUUCCUCAGCCACCUAAUUCUCAGCGCCUGGGCUCACGGGGAGAAGCACCUCGCCCCCAAAGGGCAACCCGGACCCGCAGCCACCGGUCGGAACCCGGCGGGCUCCAGCAGCAGUAGGAGCAGCAGGGGCACGACGUUUUCCUCUUCUUCCUCCGUCUCCUCCUCCCCCUCGGCUUCUCUGGGCAACCAAGGAAGCGGCUUGGAGCAGAGCAGUUUCCAGUGGAGCCCCUCGGGGCGCCGGACCGGCAGCCUCUACUGCAGAGUGGGCAUCGGUUUCCAUCUGCAGAUCUACCCGGAUGGCAAAGUCAAUGGCUCCCAUGAAGCCAAUAUGUUAAGUAUUUUGGAAAUAUUUGCUGUGUCUCAGGGGAUUGUAGGAAUACGAGGAGUUUUCAGCAACAAAUUUUUAGCGAUGUCAAAAAAAGGAAAACUCCAUGCAAGUGCCAAAUUUACAGAUGACUGCAAGUUCAGGGAGCGAUUCCAAGAAAACAGCUAUAAUACCUAUGCCUCAGCAAUACACAGAACUGAGCCAGCAGGCAGGGAAUGGUAUGUGGCCCUCAACAAGAGAGGGAAAGCUAAGCGAGGCUGCAGCCCGCGGGUUAAACCCCAGCACAUCUCUACCCACUUUCUGCCAAGAUUCAAGCAGCUGGAGCAGCCAGAACUUUCUUUCACGGUCACUGUUCCUGAGAAGAAAAAGCCACCCAGUCCUGUCAAGCCAAAGGUUCCCCUUUCUGCACCUCGGAAAAGUCCCAACACCGUGAAGUACAGACUCAAAUUUCGCUUUGGAUAAUAUUCCUCUUGGCCUUGUGAGAAACCAUGCCUUUGCCUCAGGAGUUUCCACGAGUGUCUUUAUGGCUCUGAAGAAAAACGUUCGGAUACACCUGCAGCUACACUCCACCGUAGUGAAGUCCAGUCACUUGUUUCAGCACGACUGAAAGAAAACUGUUUUCUGAUAGGAACUGAACUGGAAUUCUUUGUCCAACAUAGGGAGCACACCGCUUCAGUCAGGACGACAUAAAGCCUUUUGCUUUAUGCUUCGUGCAUACUCUGUAUUUUGAGAAAGUUAAACAGCGUGGACUAUGUAUUUUUCUGACUUUUACAGAACAACCUGAAAGAACAUACAUGAUACAUUUUUAUUUUUGGUUUCCAAAGAAUAUUUUGAUGCAGAUAAAAUAUUUUAUUAACUUUCGUUUUUUGUUUUUUGUUGUUUUUUUUAAAAAAAGUACCUCUGCAUUGAGCAUAUUUUCUUACUUUUAUUUUAAUUAAUAUGA